CGUAUGUUUUACUCACCUGUAUAAACCGCGCGGGCGGUGCAGGGGCGAUGCUGAAACCUCAACAAUGCAAUCAGCCUCAUAACAACUAAACGGUCGACUCCGUGAUACUAAACGAGCACAAGUAGGAGGAGUCAUUCGUGUUUUCCUUUCUAACAGACAUGAACGCUUGACAGAAGAAAAAGAAAAGAAAACUUCUGAACUGCCCCCUGGAUAUUUGUUCAUUUUAGGAUAGGUAGAUUUAUACAUGGCUAACUUGAGUGAAAGGACAGCGGAUGAACUCCGUGAGCUGCUGGAUGAGUAUGGCAUUAAGCACGGGCCCAUUGUCGACUCCACUAGAAGUCUGUACGAGAAAAAACUACGAGAGGCCAUGGCCAAAGCAAAGAAACCUUCAUCAGAUAAAACUUACUACAGAGAAGAGGAAGAAGAAGUUGUGACAUACGUGACCCGAACUCCAGUCAGAGCAGGACCAGCAGGGGACAGCAGUGGGGCAUACAUGAGAUCAAGACCAGAGUGGACUGAAAGAGAGUAUCAAAAUGAGGCUUCAUAUUCAAGCUAUUCAAGAUCCACACCUGAUUAUCGAGGAAGAGAUUAUGCUGAUGAUGCUUUGCUUUCUGAUUUCAGGCCGUACACCUACAGCACACCAACCUCCUACAAAAGCUCCCAUUUAAAAUCACCAUCGUUGAAUUAUGGAGAUCCAAAGAGCUCUGUUGCCUCUCCAGCCCCCAAAUCCUCAGGGUUCGUCCCGCCUUGGUUUCAGGUGAUUUUCUUCCUUGUGGUGUUAAUUUUCCUCUACAUUGUAUUUUCCAGUAUGGAGUCAAAUGAGAACAUCAAAGGCAUUGAGUGAAUGUAAAUUAAGAUCAAUCAUUAAUACUUUUGUUUUAAAGGGUAUUUAACCUUUUGAGGGUUGUUGUUGUUUGUGCUAUGCCUUUUAUAUACCUAUAGCUCAGUCCAUUUAAUGCACUAUUUCAAUAAUUUCCCAAGAUUGUGGUAGAAGAAGCUGCCAUUGUAGCUUUAUUUGUAUUGAAAAAUGUUUUUAUGUAAUUGCGUUCUGUAUAAUUGUACACAUGCUUUUAAACCCACUAAACAAUAUUGAAUGCUGUUUGUUAA
Molecule: messenger RNA, 1107 nt
Organism: Boleophthalmus pectinirostris (great blue-spotted mudskipper)
Lineage: Eukaryota; Metazoa; Chordata; Actinopteri; Gobiiformes; Gobiidae
Product: emerin-like
Exons: 7
Coding region: 245-844 (199 amino acids)
Source: RefSeq, a predicted model, not a curated record